UAAACAAUGGUGGACUAUUAUUUUGUAUAACGCAUUGAAGUGAACAAAGUUGUUACACAUUUCUAUUUAUAUUAUUAUUUAAAUACAUGCACUAAUUAUGCUUCAAUAUCUAUUUUCUUUCGUAUAAUAAAUAUUUCAACUUUUACAUGCAAAAAUCGAUUAUUUUAGUAGAAUAUGAAAAACCAAAUAAUAAUUCAACUAAAUUUCCUUCUCAACUAGAGAACAUGAAACAUAAAACAGAAUGUAUUUAUUCUUCAUUUAACAAAGAUAACAAUUCUUCCUUUAGUGAAAAGAUAGAAGUAACAGACAAUAGUCUUCAAUCUUCUAUAACAAUACAACAAAGAGAUAACAUAGAAAAUAAAGAAAUUAUUCAUAUACCAAAACGUCAUCAAAGUUAUUUAUAUAAUCCUAUAAUAAAUGUAGAUAAAAUGAAUUAUCUUGAACGGAAAGCAUAUUGUACAAAUCAAGCAUCAUCAUUUGUUGAUAAUAGCAUCAUCACAUCCUCCCUUUUAUCUACUAAAACAAUGGCUUCUUUACCAAACGCAUCGUCUACUGUCUCUCAUCAUCAAAAAAAUGAUAACUCCCAACUCCAACAGCCUGUCCUUCUUCCUAAUAAAAAUAUAACAAUACCAACCAGAAGAACAAGUAAAAACUAUAGCAAAGAUCCUGAGAUCCAAGCAAAAUUAAACGCUCUUAUACUCAAUAAUACGAGUAGGAAAAGGGAUCUUGUAAUAAGAAUGGAUGGCUGUUUGAAAAAAGAAGAAGAAGGAGGAAGUGAUAGUUAUAUUUUAUAAUAAUUUAUUACAGAAAUAAAGUACAAUCUGAUGAUGAUAGUCCUUGAGCUUAUUAACAACGUUUAACAAUCAUCAUUCAUGUUGUGGCGUAAAAUGUGACUUUUAA
This is a messenger RNA of Cokeromyces recurvatus, 900 nucleotides long. RefSeq lists its product as uncharacterized. The coding region runs from base 147 to 794 and encodes 215 amino acids. Lineage: Eukaryota; Fungi; Mucoromycota; Mucoromycetes; Mucorales; Mucoraceae. The transcript has a single exon. The record is from RefSeq and is a predicted model, not a curated record.